Messenger RNA from Caenorhabditis remanei, 261 nucleotides. RefSeq lists its product as uncharacterized. Bases 1 to 261 code for a protein of 86 amino acids. The transcript has 2 exons. The record is from RefSeq and is a predicted model, not a curated record. Lineage: Eukaryota; Metazoa; Nematoda; Chromadorea; Rhabditida; Rhabditidae.
AUGGAUAGAGUACUCGUCAAACCGAGAAGCUCAGAAUGUCGUCUGAAGACAGCACUUUGUGUGAAAACAAUGCAGAUUAGUCAGAAUACAGACGGCACUCCAAAAGUAUUAUCCAUUCAUCGGGAAUGUUUCGAACUUGAGCCGCCGCAAGCAUAUAGAGAAGGGAGAGGAUGUGUUGACUCGUAUGACGAUGAUGAUCCGAUUUCCAGAAGACUCGGUUGGUUGACUGAGGGAAUAACAAGUUGUUUGUUGAACUGUUAA